CGCCGACUUCGAGAUUGUUGAAAAAGCCGAGAUGAACAAGAUCGCGGCCACUCCAACGCAAUCCGUCCCAGCUGCAGAGGCCAACCCUCAAUCUGUGGCCGUUUCCGACUACAAGUCUCGUGCUGCAUACACUUCCACACCUUCUGUGGUCAUGCAGCAAAACAACAAGAUUGUCGGCAAAGUCGCCAGCGUCAACUCCGCCUUUGUCAGCGCUUGCUCCGCCCAAGCACCAGUCAUCAGCCAAUACAGCCUUGGUCUGUGGCCCGAAGUCUUUGUUCCGAAUUCGUGCUCCGUAGUCACCACUUUCGGUCCAGCUGCCGCUUCCGCCGCUGCCAAGGUCUUUGACUCUGCUGCUGCAAGCUACACGUCUGGAUCCAAGUCUGCCUGGUCUGCUGCUUUCGCUGCCGCCAAGAUCCCGCUUCCGAGCAGAAGUCCUUGGUCGCAAGCACCAAGUACUGGAGCUGCUCAGCCUACAGCCACACAUGAUAGCUCGUCUCCUUCGACGACUGCGACUGCUCCAGCUUCUUACCCAGCCUCUUCAUCCCCGGCUGUAUAUGUCAGCACCAUCACCACAGUCAUCACCAUGACAGAACAACCUUCCGCCUCCUCAGCACCAGAUUCGCCAUCCUCAUCAGCACCCGCGGCAUCAAACUCACCAUCACCACAACCCUCGGACCCCCCAACCACAUACGGCGCCCCACCCGGCUCCGCACCCGCAAUCCCCACCAUCUCCACCAUCGGCACCGCCGCACCCUCCGCCUACGUCCCCUCUGUCAGUCUCAACGGCACAAUUUCCCGAAGAAAUCAUGCUCGGAAUUUCGUACGCUCUUAGUGGGGGCUGUGAGUUUUCCGAGGUUUGAUUUUGUAUACGGCAGAAAUUUUGACGACAGGACGAGCAAGGCAAUAAAUACAUGGGAUGGAGUUUUGGGGGUGUUUUUUUUUUGUGUGGCAUUUAUUUAUCUUGGGGGGGAAAAAAAACUUGGGAUUGUUGCAAUAUAGCGUCGGUCUUCAAGGACCUUCUAAUGGAAUUGGGAGUUUUUUGUUUUUGGAUGAUGGAUGAUAGAUCGAUACCCUUUUGCAUUGGAUGGGUGCGUGGGGUAAUGAUAUAAUCUUCUUUAUUUUCAACUUCCUAUUUUCUUUAUAGACGUACUAAAACGCUUCCGAU
Messenger RNA from Pseudocercospora fijiensis CIRAD86, 1165 nucleotides. RefSeq lists its product as uncharacterized. The transcript has a single exon. The record is from RefSeq and is a predicted model, not a curated record. Lineage: Eukaryota; Fungi; Ascomycota; Dothideomycetes; Mycosphaerellales; Mycosphaerellaceae. The coding region runs from base 32 to 832 and encodes 266 amino acids.